AUGUUUUUUUUUACUUAUUCUUUUUUUCUUUCUUUCUUUCUUUCUUUCUUUCUUUCUUUCUUCCUUUCUUCCUUUUUUCCUUUUUAUUCUAAUCUUUACUUUCCUUCUUUCUCACCAUACUUGAUUGGGUCUUGCUUUUUUACAGGAGACAGAAUUCUUCUUUGUCGCCUAGUUUCCUUUCUUUCUUUCUUUCUUUUUUCUUUCUUUCUUUUGUUUUUCUUUCUUUCUUUUUUCUUUCUUACCUUCUUUAUUUCUUUCUUUAGUUUCUCUUUCUUUUUUUUCUUACUUUCUUUAUUUCUUUCUUUAGUUUUUCUUUCUUUUUUCUUUCUUACUUUCUUUAUUUCUUUCUUUAUUUUUCUUUCUUUUUUCUUUCUUACUUUAUUUCUUUCUUUAGUUUUUCUUUCUUUUUCUUUCUUACUUUCUUUAUUUCUUUCUUUAGUUUCUCUUUCUUUUUUCUUUCUUACUUUCUUUCUUUCUUUAUUUUUCUUUCUUUUUUCUUUCUUACUUUCUUUAUUUCUUUCUUUAGUUUCUCUUUCUUUUUUCUUUCUUACUUUCUUUAUUUCUUUCUUUAGUUUUUCUUUCUUAUCUUCUUUAUUUCUUUCUUUAGUUUUUCUUUCUUUUUUCUUUCUUACCUUCUUUAUUUCUUUCUUUAGUUUCUCUUUCUUUUUUCUUUCUUACUUUCUUUUUUCUCUUUCUUUUUUCUUUCUUACUUUCUUUAUUUCUUUCUUUAGUUUUUCUUUCUUAUCUUCUUUAUUUCUUUCUUUAGUUUUUCUUUCUUUUUUCUUUCUUACCUUCUUUAUUUCUUUCUUUAUUUUUCUUUCUUUUUUCUUUCUUACUUUAUUUCUUUCUUUAGUUUUUCUUUCUUUUUCUUUCUUACCUUCUUUAUUUCUUUCUUUAGUUUCUCUUUCUUUUUCUUUCUUACUUUCUUUAUUUCUUUCUUUAGUUUUUCUUUCUUUUUCUUUCUUACCUUUCUUUAUUUUUUCUUUAAUUUUCUUUUUUUCUUUCUUUUCUUUUAUUUCUUUUUUUAGUUUCUCUUUCUUUUUUCUUUUCUUUCUUUAUUUCUUUCUUUUAGUUUUUCUUUCUUUUUUCUUUCUUACUUUCUUUAUUUCUUUCUUUAGUUUCUCUUUCUUUUUUCUUUCUUACUUUCUUUAUUUCUUUCUUUAUUUCUCUUUCUUUUUUCUUUCUUCUUUCUUUAUUUCUUUUUUAGUUUCUCUUUCUUUUUUCUUUCUUACUUUCUUUCUUUUUUCUUUCUUUAGUUUUUCUUUCUUUUUCUUUCUUUCUUUUCUUUAUUUCUUUCUUUUUUUUUUCUUUUUUUUUCUUUUUUCUUUCUUAUUUCUUUUCUUUAUUUCUUUCUUUUAUUUUCUUUCUUUUUCUUUCUUUCUUUCUUUAUUUCUUUCUUUAGUUUUUCUUUCUUUUUUCUUUCUUACUUUCUUUCUUUCUUUCUUUUGUUUUCUUUCUUUUAGUUUCUCUUUCUUUUUCUUUCUUAAGACAGUUUUCUUUCUUUCUUUAUUUUUUCUUUUUUUUUUCUUUCUUUCUUACUUUCUUUUUUUCUUUUUUAGUUUUCUUUCUUUUUCUUUCUUACUUUCUUUAUUUCUUUCUUUAGUUUUUUUCUUUUUUUUUUCUUUCCUUCUUUAUUUCUUUCUUUAUUUUCUUUUCUUUCUUUCUUUCUUUAUUUCUUUCUUUAGUUUUUCUUUCUUUUUCUUUCUUACCUUCUUUAUUUCUUUUUUUAGUUUUCUUUUCUUUUUUUCUUUUUCUUUAUUUCUUUCUUUAGUUUUUUCUUUUUUCUUUCUUUCUUUCUUUUUUUUUUUUCUUUCUUUUAUUUUUUCUUUCUUUUUCUUUCUUUCUUUAUUUCUUUCUUUAGUUUUUCUUUUUUUUCUUUUUCUUUCUUUUCUUUCUUUCUUUUUUGUUUCUUUUUUUUUUCUUUCUUUCUUUUUUCUUUUCUUUUUUUUCUUUCUUUUUUUUUCUUUUCUUUCUUUCUUUCUUUCUUUCUUUUCUCUUUCUUUUUUUUUCUUUCUUUCUUUCUUUAUUUCUUUCUUUAGUUUUUUUCUUUUUUCUUUCUUCUUUAUUUCUUUCUUUGUUUUCUUUCUUUUUCUUUCUUACCUUCUUUAUUUUUUUUUUUUUUUUUUUUUUCUUUUUUUCUUUCUUUCUUUCUUUUUUCUUUUUUUUCCUUUUUCUUUUUUUUUUCUUUCUUUUUUCUUUAUUUCUUUCUUUCUUUCUUUAUUUUUUUCUUUUUUUUUUUCUUUCUUUUUCUUUCUUUUUUUCUUUUCUUUCUUUUUUUUUCUUUUCUUUAAAUUUCUUUCUUUAGUUUCUUUUCUUUUUCUUUCUUUCUUUUUUUUCUUUCUUUUUUCUUUUUUUUUUUCUUUCUUUAGUUUCUUUCUUUCUUUUUUUUCUUUCUUUUCUUUUCUUUCUUUUUUUCUUUUUAGAUUUUUCUUUUUCUUUCUUUUUCUUUUCUUUUUUUCUUUCUUUUUUUUUUCUUUAGUUUUCUUUCUUUUUCUUUCUUACCUUCUUUCUUUCUUUUUUUUCUUUCUUUUUUCUUUCUUACUUUCUUUUAUUUCUUUCUUUGGUUUCUCUUUCUUUUUUUUCUUUCUUACUUUCUUUUAUUUUCUUUCUUUUUUUUUCUUUCUUUUUUCUUUUUCUUACCUUCUUUAUUUCUUUCUUUGGUUUCUUUUCUUUUUCUUUUCUUACUUUAUUUCUUUCUUUAGUUUUUCUUUCUUUUCUUUCUUACUUUCUUUAUUUCUUUCUUUAGUUUCUCUUUCUUUUCUUUCUUCUUUCUUUCUUUCUUUAGUUUUCUUUCUUUUUUUUUCUUACCUUCUUUAUUUCUUUCUUUUAGUUUCUCUUUCUUUUUUUUCUUUCUUACUUUCUUUAUUUCUUUCUUUAGUUUCUCUUUCUUUUUUUCUUUCUUACUUUCUUUAUUUCUUUCUUUUAGUUUUUUCUUUCUUAUCUUCUUUAUUUCUUUCUUUUUUUUUCUUUUUUUCUUUCUUACCUUGUUUAUUUCUUUCUUUAUUUUCUUUCUUUUCUUUCUUACUUUCUUUAUUUCUUUCUUUAGUUUCUCUUUCUUUUUCUUUCUUGCUUUCUUUCUUUUCUUUAGUUUUUCUUUCUUUUUUCUUUCUUACCUUCUUUAUUUCUUUCUUUAGUUUCUCUUUCUUUUUCUUUCUUUCUUUCUUUUAUUUCUUUUCUUUAUUUUUUCUUUCUUUUUUUCUUUCUUACCUUCUUUUAUUUCUUUCUUUAGUUUCUCUUUCUUUUUCUUUCUUACCUUCUUUAUUUCUUUCUUUAGUUUCUCUUUCUUUUUUCUUUCUUACCUUCUUUAUUUCUUUCUUUAGUUUCUCUUUCUUUUUUCUUUCUUACUUUCUUUAUUUCUUUCUUUAG
Acanthosepion pharaonis is the source of this 3366-nucleotide messenger RNA. Lineage: Eukaryota; Metazoa; Mollusca; Cephalopoda; Sepiida; Sepiidae. The record is from the annotation of a GenBank genome assembly.